Messenger RNA from Symbiodinium sp. CCMP2592, 4344 nucleotides. NCBI's taxonomy places the organism in Eukaryota, Dinophyceae, Suessiales, Symbiodiniaceae. The record is from the annotation of a GenBank genome assembly.
AUGGCCGCGGACCCAGCUGCACAACGUGCAUAUCUUCAGGCUAAUGUGGAUGCAGACUUUGUGUUCCUUCUUGAGGAGCAUGGGGUCGAUCUGGCACUUCAGUUUGCUAUCGGUCAACAUUACAAGAGCAUUCGCACUUUUGCUGCUUUCGCCGAUGAUCGUGGUGCAGCACGUACUGCGAUUACAGCCGAUUUCGCUAUCAGGCCUGAGAGCGCUGCGGAUCGAGCUAGGAUGGCAUGCAUCAUCACUGCUUGGGAAGCUUCCAAGAUGAUUCGAGAGGAGGAAGCUAAGCUUCGUGCUGAGGCUAAGGUUUUGGGUGUUCAGAAGCCACUCGCCUCUUCGGAUCGCGCGGCCAUGCGGGUCGCCCUGGAAGCUGUUCGAGGCUACACCGUGCCGGAGUCCGAGGAGCCGGCGCCUGAGUACUUGGCACACAAGCUUGAACAGAUUGAGAAUGGCGAGCCCACUGCCAGCUAUCUUGAUGAAGUUAUCUCUCGAAAAGAGUCCAACUCGCUUCAACUUCAGACUUCCUUGGACAAUCAGGGCCGGCUUCGGGUCAUGCGACAGAAGCCAAAAGGUCGCCUUCCGCAGAAUACGGAGGAGCUGCGGGCGAAGCUUCGUCUCGAGGCCUCCACUUGGGUCAUGCUCUCAGCCAAGUGUCGCGGUCGUGCAUAUUUGCAGGGGCUGCAGUUGUCACACUUUGAUCGUUUCCUUGAGUUCCUAUUGGGUGACAAGUGUUACAGCAUGCAAGUGGCUUCCAAUGCUCCCGCAAGACGGCAAAGGGGAAAAGGCGGCAAGGACGGCAAGGGUGGCAAGGACGGCAAAGGGGGCAAGUCCACUGGCAAGAUUCAGGUCGGGGAGUCCUGGUAUGAGUUGGUGGCCAAGACUCCGGAUGGUCGUGAGCUUUGUUAUGCCUACAAUAUCAAGCGUGGAUGUCAGGUCAAGGGAUGCCAGCGCGUCCACGCGUGUCGCGUGAAGGGCUGCCAGGGCAACCAUCCGGCAUAUCAACACGGUCCGUCUCGCAAAUCGGAUGUUCGUGGCUCCCUGGAGGCGCUUUGCAAGGCACAGAGUAUCACUUUGGUAAUGUCAGAAAUUGACAUCUGCCGCGAUCCCAAGCUAGACCUUUUGGAUCCUGCCAUCGCCGAUCGAUGUUUGCAGGAGGUUAAGAACUCUGAGUGGGAUGUGGUCUUGGUGACCCCACCCUGUGGGACCUUUUCGCGGGCUCGGUGUGUACAGCCGGGUCCUCGGCCACUGAGAUCACGUCUUUAUCCUCGGGGCUUUCCUUGGCUAUCCGAUUCUCACCGAGCUCUUGUUGAACAUGGCAACCAGCUUGUUUCUUUUGCCUUUUACAUCUGCACAAAUGCGCUUUCGAAUUCAGUACCUUUCCUACUUGAGCAUCCUGAAGAUCUGGGGCUCACUUCCAACGGUCAUGCUCCGGCUUCCAUUUGGCAGCUACCGGAGGCCGUUGCUCUUUUCAAGCAUGAGAAUGUCAUCACUUUCGCAGUAUACCAAUGCCAAUAUGGGGCGUUUUCGCCCAAGCCCACACGUUUUCUGUCUUCUAUUCCGGUUACUUCUCGAAUGCCCUUCACUGGGCCGCCUCGGUUUGACGCUUCAGAUCGAUACCUCGGCCCUUUGCCGAAAUACUGUGGUCAUCGGCAUCGGCAAAAACUGCUCGGGCCUGCCGCUACUUCCGCGGCUGCAGCUUACCCGGACGAUUUGUGCAGAACCAUUGCUGAAUGGUGUUUCUCCGUCUUCGAUGGGGGGGGAACACUGGCUGCAUUGGCUCCUACACUGGUGCUGGGACCGGGUUUUCAGUUUCCAGCGAGGGAGGUGGAGGCUGGCUCGGGCGCUUCCCCUGCGGAGCGACUUGCUGCAGAAUGCUUGAGGAGCGGGACAAUUUCGCACGGGCAACUUCUGCGCAUCUCUGAAUUGCUGCCGGAUGAAGACAGAGUUCGACAGACUUCUAGGGUGAUCGAAGGUCAGCGAUCGUUCACUGCAGGAGCCUUUGUUCACUCUGACAAGCUCGCUGAAUCGGACCGGGAUGCUUUACUUGACUUGGGAUUCGACCUGCCAGGAAAGCGAAAGCGGGACCACUGCGAGACCACGACCGCAGGGGAUGCUGGCGACGAUGGGAAGGAGAUUGAGGACCUACCUUAUAGUGAGCUGAAAUCUGGCUGUGAGGGACCGCCCUUGGUGGGCGAGUUUGCAGGGGCGACUGACGAGUUUGUGGACGGCUUCGGUAGAUGCUCGCCGGGGCGUUGGAAACCUAUCUGCCGGGGGCGCCACAUGUCUCCUGCCGCCACUUCCUUUGCACAACAGCUUAAAGAUCGUGUUCGAAAGUUUGUUCUUGAAAACGUGCCUGAUCUGGCAAAAGCGACUUUUCGUCUGGCGACGGGGCAUUGGAAUGGUCCCUUGUUCGCUCCGGAGGCAAUGGACAAACUUCGCGAGGACUGGUUCUGCAUGCUGCCGGAUCCUGCACGAGCAAGGGAGCUGAUUCCUCAUCAGCCGUUCUACUUCAGGGCAAUGGCACAGACCCUAAAAAUCUUGGAGGAUCCCGACUACCGCAUCAUCGAGGAGGGCAAGUUCUGCUUCGUGAAUGGUGUGGAGGUCGGACACACUGCGCCAUUGGGGCCGGUCCCUCAAGUCUUCAGAGCUCGUCGAAAGGAUCAGAAAUACGAUGAGUCCGACUGGCAACCGCUGAUGGAUAAUUAUCGGGACGGCCCUGAGGUUGCAAAAUCGCUUGAGGAAGCAUUUGCAAAAGAAGAGGCAGAAGGCCGUAUGUUCCCACUCUCUCUUUCAGAGGCCCGGGCCCGCUAUCCGGGGGCGGCACUUCGUAUUGCAGCGCAGGCGGUGAUUCCGAAACCUGACCAAGAUUUUCGUGUGGUCCAUGAUGGGACCCACGGGGUCCACGUUAACAAUGAGAUUGUUAUGCUGGACCGUCUUGAAUCGCCAGGGGCUAGGGAAGUGUCCGCGAUCCAAAAGCUGGGCAGCGUGUCUGAUGAGAAAGUCCUCUUCGGUCUCGUGGGGGACGUGAAAAAGGCGCACAGGCGCUACUUGCACCAUCCCGACCAUUGGGGGGUGCUCUCCUGCAGAACGAGGAGCGAUUCCUCUGUGGUCUGGGUCAAUCGCACUGGGACUUUCGGAAUUGCUUCAGCGGCUUAUUGGUUUGCGCGGAUCAUCGGUCUCGUGGGCAGGCUUUCCCUCAGAGUUCUCCUUCAGUCAUUCCUCUUCAUGCUCAUUUAUGCCGAUGAUCUACACGUGCUCAGCGGGGGACCCGAUCGCUGGCUCAAUCUCUGGAUGUCCCUUGCGCUACUAUGCCUUCAGGGGACCCCCUUCUCAGAACGAAAGUGGGGUGGGGGACUGCAACUUGAUUGGGUCGGUUAUUGGAUUGAUUAUGGACGCUUCAAGCUGGGAAUAUCUGAAAGGAGGUGCCAUUGGAUCAUCAGUGGCAUCGAAUCCAUGGAGGGAAACGGCUCGCUUGUGGAUGUCCGACGAUUUCAUGAGCUUCACGGGAGACUCGGUUUCAUGUCCCAGGUCUUAGUUUGGAUUAGGCCCUUCUUGGCUCCUGGUUACGCUUGGCUGGCUGCUGUGAGGAAGGGAGCUGUGCUCGCGCUUCCCAAUCUUAUCCGUUGUGUCUUGAGGUUUAUCGCUGACCGCUUGAGGCACGGUGCUCGUACUUACGAAUCGGGCCGUCUUGAGAAGGACUGUGGGGAGCUCUUCCGCACGGAUGCCGCUUGCAAUGAUUCUUCGGUUGUCUUGGGCGGAUGGUUUUUGCACAAAGGGCCGGAGCCAAAGAAGGCCCCAUGGUUUCAGAUCACUUUGAGCAGGGACGACGCUCCUUGGUUGUUCAAGAAGGAUUCGGGCAGUUCGUGGGCGAGCACUUCGGCUGAGGUUCUUGCUUCGCUUGCGGCGCUACACUUGUUGAGACGUGACUUCAAGGAUCUCUGGUCAGUUCCUGGACACUUCCGUGCUUGCUUCUGUGGCGGGACUGAUAAUAAAUCUGCCGAGGCGCUGUCUUGCAAGCUGCUCACGACUCGAGUGCCUCUCAUGUUUGUGGUGAUGGAGUUCGUCACCUUUUGUGACGCUCUGGGUUUCAGAUGCAACCUCAGCUGGAGACCCAGGGACUCCAACCAGGAGGCGGACCGCAUCACCAAACAUGUUUUCGAGGACUUCGAUGAAAACUUGAGACUGCCUUUCAGCUGGUCAGAUAUGACCUUAUCAGUUCUGCCGUCUCUCUUGAGAUUCGCGAGCUUUCAGUCUGAACUUGAUUCCAUCAAGGCCUCGAUUGCGGAUGAUGGAACAACCUCAGCUCCUCGAAUAAGGUUCGAGAAAAGUCAGUGGGGAUGA